Triplophysa rosa is the source of this 824-nucleotide messenger RNA. Its product is annotated as fucolectin-like. NCBI's taxonomy places the organism in Eukaryota, Metazoa, Chordata, Actinopteri, Cypriniformes, Nemacheilidae. The transcript is spliced from 8 exons. Bases 87 to 824 code for a protein of 245 amino acids. The record is from RefSeq and is a predicted model, not a curated record.
CUGAAAAAGAAACAGACUAGUGUGAGAAAUAGAAAAGAAGGGGAAAAACAAGAAGGAAGGAGCCGUGUUUAAGCUUAAGAAGUGAGAUGUGGGUGUUCAGGUGUCUCUUUGUGCUUUACGGAGCAGGAGUUUACUUCACUACACAAGCCAGCACACCCCAGCAAGAAGAGAAUUUGGCAUUAAGGGGAAAGACUGUACAGUCAUCCAAUUAUCAUCCGUAUGUGGCUGCAUAUGCCAUUGACGGUCAGCCCUCAACCUUCUCAAGUACGGCGGCCUCCACUGACAACCCCUGGUGGAGGCUGGACCUUCUGGAUUCUUACCACAUUGCUGAAAUUGUCAUCACUAACAGAGUUUCGUGCUGUGGCGAACGCCUCAAUGGAGCAGAAAUUCAUAUUGGAAAUUCUCUGGAAAACAACGGCAACAAUAAUCCUAGAUGUGCUGUGCUGGGUGCUGUGGUAACGGCCCAGUCUGUGUCUUUGUUCUGUGGUGGAAUGAGAGGGCGAUAUGUGAAUGUCAUUAUACCUGGAAGUCAGAAAAUUCUCUCUUUGGCUGAAGUGCAGGUGUAUAAAAAAGUUUAUCAAGCUGUUAUGAGCUUGAAAUUUAUCUCGAGUCUCAAUGUAGCUGAUCCAGCAGAGAGCGGAAAACUUCUAUAUCAGAUGACGACUGUUCUUUUAUCUAAAGGACACUCAAAUUUCACACUCACCUGGAAAAAACUACCUCAGAAAGUGAAACCAAAAUCAAAGCAGGUCUAUGAAUUAUAUGUCAGAGCCAAGGCUCGAAUCCAGGUCUCUGGCAUGGUGGUCAGAUCUCCCACCAUGAUGUAG